GUUUCUUACUUUUUACCGUGAAAUAAAGAAUUAAAACUUAAUGAUCACGACGUACUCGCUCUCGCACUGGGACCGAGUGUUUUCGACGUUUUACCCGUGCCGAAAAGUUGUGUCCGCGAUGUUGGUGUGCUUGUUUCUUUCCCAGACGAGGGUAUGUCGCGGUCUGGCGCUGAUGCUAUCAACGUUUUCGGUAUUACUGUUCAGCCAACCAGUGCUUGUGCUUCUCGCACAGGCAGUACCAGUCGAAGAAGAACCGGCGAGCAGCAAUCGCCAUGCGACCUUCGAGUUGGAGUGCCACAACCGUCUUUCGUCCGAGUACCAGCUGUACCAAUCCAUCGUUGAGCAGCUCGAUGACAAGGAGCACCACAGCAGCAGCGCGGUCAUGAAGCCGCCCCCACCCACGAAAAGCGCAAUUGAAGGCAAAACUCUGAAAACCUGCAAUGCCUGGGGAUUCCGCCCCUGUUGCGGCGAGCACUACCAGUGCGGGUUCGGUGCGGACUUCUGCGAAUGCGCGGACUGUGUCGAUUAUCGGGUCAUUCCCGCACCGGCCAAGACCGAGUUACAAUUUUCAGCAUCCUCUGCCUCGACCAAAAAGCCUCUGAGACCGGGCGACAGCCUGCCUUUCCCCUACGACUCGGCGUUACUGACAAACACGAAUGGGGGCGAAAGUCCGCUGCUGUCGGUGGACGACGUGGUUCUUGGAAAAAAUGCGCGGGACAGCUUCGAGGAAGAAUUCUAUAGUGGCAGCACCAAGGAAAGACCGAGAUCCAUCUCCUCGGCGCCUGAUUCCGCAGGGCAGGGAACGGCAGGCAUAAUUCAUGCCGAGGAAGAAAGCGCGCCGCCGGCCGGUGCUUCGCCAGAAAAACAGCACACUCCCAGUCCUGCGUUUUUGUCCGCCACCUACCAGCACCACUACCGCCACCAAUCUCCCGCCCGGGCGACGAUCAUCGUUCCGUUUCGGGAUCGGCAAGAGCACAUGGAGAUGAUGAAGCACUACUGGAAGUGGUUCUCCGUUUUCGCGCAAAACCCGCGGGCGGUCUUCGAGUUCAACAUCUAUUUUGUGGAACAGUUCGACGACUUACCCUUCAACCGGGGCUUUUUGUUCAACGCGGGCCUCGCGAUUUCGGGGAGGAUGAACGACAUUUGCCUGAACUGCGAGGAGGUUCUGAUGUCAUCAACAUCUCCCAUGCGAACAAGAACGAGCGAGAUGAAUGCAGAUAAUUUUGACGAAGACGAGCUGCUAGCCACGCGCGACUGCGUCACGGUUCAUGACGUCGAUUAUUUACCAGAUCUCCGCACCGACUACGGCAGUUGCGACGUGCCGACCGGUCUGUCUAACGAAAUUGACCGGUACAACUGGGAACGGCCCUACGUGCUCUUCGCGGGCGCGAUCGUCACCGCGCACCGAUCGCACUGGCGCAAAGUGAACGGUUUUUCCAAUCGCUACUUCGGGUGGUGCUGCGAGGACGACGAUUUGAAUUUGCGCUUCAAAUUCGAAUCCCUGUUGUUCGGGGACUGCAGCCCGGUGUGCGAGAAAAACCCAGAACUGGACUUGAAGGAAGGGGUCUACGGAAUCGGAUUGAAGCGAGCAGCCUACUCGCACGGCAGAUUCAACACGGAGUUCAUGCACAGUGUGAACCACACCCACCGUGUGAAAAACGCGCUGAUUUACCACCGGAACAUCGUGUUGGUGAACGAAUACAAGUUGAAGGACAACAAACGUCAUUUGUCCGACGGCCUGUCCACUUUGAAAUUCCACGUGGUGGACUACGAGGUCGAUGACAGCGCAUUGCGGGAUAGUUCCUUAACCUUUCACCACGUAAAGGUGAAAAAAUCCGCGAAGGGGUUUGAUCUGUUGCAGGUGCCGCUGGUGUUGGUCAACGAAAAUAUCGAGCUGGAUUUGAGAAUGCUGCUGCAGCUGAUUCAGUGGCGGGUCACGAAGGACUAUGGGGCGGGAAGUACUGCUGGGAAUACACGUGGCGGUGCUGCUGCUUCCUCUGGGAGUAGUGCAACUGUAUCGGAGCAUGAAAGUCUGAGCAAGAAGUGGGACAAGAUGCUGGAAAAGGCGAAAAUUGACCUGAAGAAGGUUCCUUUCAAGGUGCAGAGGUUGUACGUGUUAGUCAAAGUGUUUCGCGAGAUGUUACUAGCCGGAGGUCCAGGAGCGGAUAAUGCUGGAAUGACUUCUAAAAACGUAGUUGUACCGGCACAAAAGCGGAAGCACAAAAAGCCUUCGACUGCAGAGCUGUUUGCCGAGUUUCAGCAGAAGGCACAAGAGUCGGUCCACGAACUUAUGGAAAAGGAGAAGAAUUGCGGACAAGAGGGUAGCAGUGGAGAAGGUGGCACAUCUGACGAAACACGAGGAAGCGCUUUACACGAUGUGCAGAUCUCCAUCAUUGGCGUAAAUCUGUGGGGGAACAUCGGCGCUUUCAUUGAGAACGACACAGAACUAGCAAAAUUCUACCGCAGCACCCGGAGGCACCCAAGUGAUGAACAAG
Molecule: messenger RNA, 2495 nt
Organism: Amoebophrya sp. A120
Lineage: Eukaryota; Dinophyceae; Syndiniales; Amoebophryaceae
Source: the annotation of a GenBank genome assembly